UGAUUACAGUUUUGUUCUAUUUGUUGUUAAAAAAAGCAAUAAAGUAAACAUUACUUAAUAAAUCAAUAGUCAUUUUUGUGUUUAUUUGGUAUUUCGUUAACUUGGAUACAAAUAAAAUGCUACAACCGGAAUUAAAGCCGAUGCCUGUAAAACUAUAUAAUGCAAUUAUUGAUGAUUUUAAUAAAAUAAAUACAUUUAAUCGCAAAGCCGAAAACGAGCUUCGAAAAAAGUACAAAGAGCUACCAUCACCGACGAUUGGGAGUAUUAUUUCAUUACUAGUGCAGAGAUCUAUGAAACUAAGCUAUAGAAAGUCUCCGGUUAUAUCAAGCAAAUAUUAUGAAUUAUAUGAAGAAUUGAUGCGUGACAAAAACAAAGCAGAUGUUAUUUUAAAACUAUCCGAGAGCCAAGGUAUAAGUCCAGCAUUGCUUGUGAGAUCUCUGCUACAAAAUGUAUACUCUGACUCCAUACAGGCCAAGAAAUACAUAAAAGAUACAACUCUUAUUGAGAACAAAGAUCUGUCAUAUCAAAUGUUUCUGUUUGUCAAUUUCCAGGGUAUUAUGAACGACAAUCAGUAUGGACAUUAUGCUGAUGUAAUAAAACAAUCUAUUGGCUUAGAAUAUGAGUUAAGAUUGGAAAGGAAGUUAAGAUUAAUGAAUAUAACAUUUUCUGAUGAGAACAACCUUAGAUCUCGUGGUUAUGAUAAAACACCAGAUUUUAAAUUGGAUGUUCCUAUUGCUGUAGAUGGCUUCAUAGUUAAUUGGAUAGAAAGCAAAGCAAUGUUUGGUGAUGAAGAAAACCAUUCCGGUUAUGUUAAGGAUCAAUUAACAUGCUAUUGGAAUAGAUUUGGACCAGGCUUAGUUAUAUAUUGGUUUGGUUAUUUAGAAUCCUUGGAGUCUACCCCUGAAGUCAACAAUAUGUUUAUUCUAAGAACACAUUUCCCUCCUAAAGAUAGCAUUACUCAAUACAAAGCAGAAUUAUUAUGAAUUUUUAUGUGAUAUUUAAGGCUAUUUUAUGAUUUGUUUGGUGUAUAAGUUCUUAUUGAUUAUAAGUACAAUAUUUUGUGACAU
Molecule: messenger RNA, 1067 nt
Organism: Papilio xuthus (Asian swallowtail)
Lineage: Eukaryota; Metazoa; Arthropoda; Insecta; Lepidoptera; Papilionidae
Exons: 5
Coding region: 117-983 (288 amino acids)
Source: RefSeq, a predicted model, not a curated record